Molecule: messenger RNA, 1209 nt
Organism: Canis lupus familiaris (dog)
Lineage: Eukaryota; Metazoa; Chordata; Mammalia; Carnivora; Canidae
Gene: H1-7
Product: H1.7 linker histone
Exons: 2
Coding region: 1-1098 (365 amino acids)
Source: RefSeq, a predicted model, not a curated record
AUGUGGUCAAGAGUUAGUGUGCUGACACUGGACCUCACCUAUCCCCAGUGUGCUGAGGACUACGAGAUUCAGUUCUCAGAUAAGCUCUGGAGCUGGUUCUCCACAAAGGAAGUGGAGACUGACCGGCCCCCCCACCUGGGUGGGGUCUGGCGGCAGCUCCCUAGCCAGGACCGGAAAGUCAGGCCUGCCAUUGUGACAUCCGCAGCCAGCUUCAGCUUUAGCUCGCGCCGCGGCGUGGGAAGCCCACAGCAGCGGCCCCGCAGAGGCGGGAGCGGGGCCAUGGCUGAGGUGGCUGGGCCCACUGGUGAUCCCAAAGCCAUUGAAGUUAAAACCCAGCUGGGCGCCGAAAAAACCCUGACGACACCGCCCAGGAGGGGCCCGCGCUCGGUGCUCAAAGUCUCCCAGCUGUUGCUCCGAGCCAUCACUGCGCACAAAGGGCUGACCCUUGCUGCCCUCAAGAAGGAGUUUGGAAAUGCUGGCUACGAAGUGCGCAGGAAGUGCUGCCGCCCCUCGGGCGAAGCACCCAAGUCUGAUGUGAAGGGCACGCUUCUGCGGGUCAGCGGCAGGGACGCCUCGGGCUACUUCAGGGUCUGGAAGACUCCGAAGCCCAAGAGAAAGCCAGGACGCCCGAGGUUGGCGGAGGGCGCGCGCUCUUCGCGGAGGAGCCUUCCGGCGCCGCGGAGCCCACGGAGGCGCAGCACGCAUCGCAGGGCGGCCAAGAAGGCCAGGGAAGUAUGGAGACGGAGCACCAGGGCAAACGCGAGGGUGCGGAAGAUAAGGGCAAGAGCCAAGGACUCGGUGCGUUCCAGAGCCAGGGAGGAAGCGAGGGCUAAGGUGAUGGAGGAGAGGAAAGGACGGACCCUGAAGGAAGACAACAGGCCUAGGACCCGGGAAGAGAGGAGCAGGCCAGGCUUGAAGCCCAGGGAAGAGAAGCAGCAAGACCAGGAGAAGCCGGUAAAACGCACCCUCCAGAAGACAACCUUGGUGAAGACUGACCGCAAUUCUAGCAGUCAGGGGAAGACUCAUGAGCCAAGGGCUGCCCGCACAAAGACUUCCAUGAAAUGUGAAAGUGCUCGGAAUGCAGCCGGGUGCCUGUAGGGUGGGAGCAAUUGCCCUUCAUCCAGACACAGAUGCCUUUCCUGUAGGCUCUAAUCAGAGCAGCUCUCACACACUGAAGUGGACAAGACUAUAUACAAGACCUUUCCACUA